UAGGCAAAACCCUAAGUUUCAUCAUAAAAAAAUGAGCAUGAUGCAUAAUCUUCAGCAACACGCAAAGCGAAUCCUCGCUUACACUAGCAGGCCUCGAUUCUUCUGCUCCUACAGAACCAGAACCUUAUCGUCUCCGACGAACCGUACUCUGCAGAUUCGGAUCGAAACGGCUGCAGAUAAUAAAGCAGCAAUCACUACGGUUCUUGAGCAAUGGCAACAACAACAGUUAGGGUAUCAUUUAAACCCUUCCUUGGUGAGAUGUAGUGUCGAGGAGCUCCACGAUUCCAAGAGCUUUCUUAAAGCCCUAGAGCUAUCAGAGUGGAUGAUUGACAAAAAGAUCUGCAAUCACCUCCCGGAAGAUUACACAGUUCGAUUUCAUUUGAUUGAGAACGUAUUGGGAUUAGAAGAAGCAAAGAAGUUCUUUGAGAGCAUCCCGGAGAAUCUGAAAGGUGAAUCUAUCUACAGUACUGCUCUAUUAAAGAGUGACACAAACUCAGGCAAAAAAUCGCUGAGUAAAGCCGAAUCUACUUUCGAUAAGAUGAAGAAGCUAGGUAUGCUCUUGAGAACUUCACAGUACAAUCUGAUGAUCUCACUCUAUAGCUCUCUCGGAAUCCGAGAGGAGAUAUACGGAGAUUGGGAACCGCAAGGACUCGAGUUCGAUACUGGAAUACCGGGUUUGCUAAUCUCUCGUUAUAACGAGGAAGAUGAUGAAGCCAAGGUAAGGGAAGUAGAGUAUUCGAGUCGACAAAGUGGAUGCGGAUGAAGUUUAAGCUGUUCAAGGAAAGAUUUGAUCAUUUGUGCGACAGGGAUUGUCGCGACUUCGGUUAUGGUUGCGGUUCCUCUGAUCUUGCUAUGGUGUGUUCUAAACCACCCUGUUAUAUGCCUUUUAGUACUUGCUUUCGCUUUGAAAGCAUUCUUGGACUCUUAAUGGUUAAUUUGGCCACUCCCUGUAAUGUCGC
Molecule: messenger RNA, 959 nt
Organism: Arabidopsis arenosa
Lineage: Eukaryota; Viridiplantae; Streptophyta; Magnoliopsida; Brassicales; Brassicaceae
Source: the annotation of a GenBank genome assembly